AUGAAUAUCUUCCCUAAAUUUUCUCUCUUUUUGGGCUUUUUUAUCCUCCUUUUUCACUUCAUUUUGCCUCAACUGGUUCUAUCCAGACCAGUUAAGCAACCUUUCAAGUCCCUCCAGCCUUUGGAAGGAUGUCAUAAGGGGCAGAUGGUGAAAGGGCUUUAUGAGCUCAAACAGUAUCUCAAGAAAUUUGGUUACCUGAGUUAUCCUCAAUUAAACAACAGCCUCACCCAUGCCAAUGACGACGAGCUCGAUGACCAAUUGGAGGCCGCGGUAAAGACCUAUCAGCUCAAUUACAAUCUGAAGGUCACAGGGACCUUAGAUUCACAAACAGUGAAGCAACUGAUGGUGCCAAGAUGUGGUGUUCCAGACAUCAUCAAUGGAACGAGUUCAAUGCGAUCAGGGAAGAAGAGACACCAUGAUGGCUCAAAUACUCUCCACACAGUCUCCCAUUUUUCUUUCUUUUCAAAUAUGGAAAAAUGGCCAGAUUCCAAGCGCAAUCUCACAUACCGAUUCCAUUCCAGUGCUCAAAUAAGUGUAGUUCAGGACUUGCAGUCUGUCUGCUCAAAAGCUUUCGCAAGAUGGGCACAAGUAAGCCAUUUUACAUUCAAAGAAGUAGCAGAAGGUACCACUGCUGACAUAGAAAUUGGAUUCCAUCGCGGAGACCAUGGAGAUGGCUAUGCAUUUGAUGGACAAGGGUCGACUCUAGCUCAUGCCUUUGCACCAACUGAUGGAAGGUUCCAUUAUGAUGCUGAUGAGAAUUGGAGUACUAAUCCAGGACAAAAUAUGAUGGACUUAGAAUCAGUUGCUGUGCAUGAAAUUGGACACCUUCUAGGCCUUGGGCACUCCUCAGUUCAAGAAGCUAUCAUGUACUCUAGCAUAUCAUCUGAGGUUACAAAAAGAGAUCUCCAUAGCGACGAUGCUAUGGGAAUUCAGUACUUAUACGGUUCCUCUAAAUAA
Molecule: messenger RNA, 957 nt
Organism: Telopea speciosissima
Lineage: Eukaryota; Viridiplantae; Streptophyta; Magnoliopsida; Proteales; Proteaceae
Product: metalloendoproteinase 3-MMP-like
Exons: 1
Coding region: 1-957 (318 amino acids)
Biological process (GO): proteolysis; extracellular matrix organization; collagen catabolic process
Cellular component (GO): extracellular matrix
Molecular function (GO): metalloendopeptidase activity; zinc ion binding
Source: RefSeq, a predicted model, not a curated record